AAAAAAGAAAAAACCUACACAUUAUCCUCUCCAAACAAAAACCGAAAAAGCUCAGAAGUCUCUCAAAGCUUUGAGCAAUGGCGUCGACGAUUUCUCUCACUGGUCAGAUUUCAAACCUAAAAGGAGUAAAGCCUUGCCCUUCGUCUCCCUCCCUCUGUAACCUAACUUCAAAUGCCAAUUUAGUGGGUACACAGGUGUUAUCUCGGCGUCGUCAUGGAAAAUAUGGGCAUAAUCAUAGAUCCCUCCGUGUGUACAGUCUAUUUGGAGGAAAAAAGGAAAAGAAUGAGAAGGGGGAAGAUGCGCCUUCAAAGGCAGGAAUUUUUGGAAACAUGCAGAAUCUUUACGAGACCGUGAAGAAGGCACAAAUGGUUGUCCAAGUUGAGGCAGUACGGGUGCAAAAAGAACUUGCUGCAACAGAGUUUGAUGGUUACUGUGAAGGUGAGCUAAUCAAGGUAACACUGUCUGGAAACCAGCAACCUGUUCGCACAGAGAUCACUGAGGCUGCAAUGGAAUUAGGACCAGAGAAACUUUCACUUUUAGUUACCGAGGCAUACAAGGAUGCACACCAGAAGAGUGUCCAGGCCAUGAAGGAGAGGAUGAGUGAUCUUGCUCAGAGCUUGGGAAUGCCUCCAGGCAUGGGUGAGGGAUUGAAGUAAUUAUAUUUUCAUCUCAGACACUGGUAUCUGAGAUGCACUUCAAUUUUGUAUGUGAACCGAGAAGGAAUACUUGUACUAUGACCUUGAAUCUAACAAUGUUGUUUUUAUUCAAAUUGAAGAGUAGAGACAUUUGGAACC
This is a messenger RNA of Alnus glutinosa, 794 nucleotides long. RefSeq names its product nucleoid-associated protein At4g30620, chloroplastic. Gene Ontology annotation, molecular function: DNA binding. The record is from RefSeq and is a predicted model, not a curated record. The coding region runs from base 78 to 656 and encodes 192 amino acids. NCBI's taxonomy places the organism in Eukaryota, Viridiplantae, Streptophyta, Magnoliopsida, Fagales, Betulaceae. The transcript has 7 exons.